AUGGCAUCAUACAGCAACAGUUUUUCUAGUGAUGAUUCUGACGUGCCACUCGCAGAAAUUCUAACAAAACGCCAUUGGGCUGAUCCCAUCGGAAACCAACCGCGCCUUACGCCUUUCGUUGGUACACCGGGUUUCAAAAUAUUGAAUCAAACUUACGAAAAACCGGAAGAUAUUUAUUUUUUGUUCAUGAGUGAUGAAUUCUUCGAUCUUGUCGUUACAGAAACGAAUCGGUAUGCGCAACAAUGUCUAUCUAGACAAACAUCAUCUCGAUUAAAUGAAUGGAUAGCAACAGACAAAAACGAGAUAAAACGUUUUUUUGGACUUAUUAUGUGGAUGGGAAUUGUAAAGCUUCCAGAAAUAAGUUUGUAUUGGUCUAAAGAUCCAGCAUAUUCGCAGACUCUUCCACCUUCAAUAAUUUCAAGUAAUCGGUUUGAUUUUUUGCUACGAAUGUUGCAUUUUAACGACAAUGACAAGGAAAAUGUAAACGACCGUUUGCAUAAAAUUAAAACCGUCAUUGAUAUGUUGAAUGAAAAUUUUGAAAAGUAUUUUGAACCAGGCGAAAUUGUUUGUGUAGACGAAUCUCUGAUUCCUUUUCGAGGUCGCAUUGUCUUCAAACAAUAUAUAAAACAAAAAAGACAUAAGUACGGUAUUAAAAUAUUCAAAUUAUGUACAGCACCGGGAUACACGCUGGCCUUUAAAAUUUAUUGUGGGAAAACGGAUAUAGAGAAAACAACGCCUACCAAUGUUGUUCUGUCAUUGUGCAAAAGUAUAUUUGGUAAAGGUCAUACAAUAUGUACCGAUAAUUGGUACACCAGUAUCGAAUUAGCCAAAAAGCUAGUUGCUCAAAACACUCAUCUGGUUGGAACAAUACGAUCAAAUCGCCGUGGAAUUCCAAAAGACCUACUUUCAAAAAAAUUAAAGCGAUAUGAAUAUAUAGCUAAGGAAAGCAAUGAUGGUUUGACAAUACUGAAAUGGAAGGACAAGCGUGAUGUUCUUCUAUUAUCAACGAAACACUCUAAUGAAACUGUGGCUGUGCAGAAAAGGGGGAAUAUUGUUACAAAACCGAAGGUUAUUGUGAAUUAUAAUGAAGGGAAGUCUUCUGUAGAUAUCUCCGAUCAAAUGGCUUCAUAUUGCAGUCCUCUACGAAAAUCAGUAAAGUGGUAUAAAAAAAUUGUAUUUGAACUUUGCCUGAACACAGUUGUAGUGAAUUCAUGGAUUAUAUAUAACAGUCUUACCAACCGAAAAAUAACAAGCAUCGAAUUCCGAAAAAAGUUAGCAAUGAAUCUCAUGUCGUGUAAUAAUAAUAAUAAUUCUCCACGAAUUCGACAAAGAAGAAAUCGACACGAAAUUAAGAAAAAGGAAGGUCACUUUAAUUCGAUAAGAAGGCGCUGCAAAAUUUGUUAUGAAAGAAAUGUUAAAAAUUUAGGUUCCCAGUCGGCAAGAAACUGUGUUAAGUAUAUGCGUCCGGAAGCAUUGGCUGCCCUCGAUGAUGACACCAAGGUAGCGUGUUGCCAUGCAUGUCCUAAGGGAGUUGUUGCCAAUCCUUAUGUCAAUGCAUCGCUUUGCCUUUCUGCUCGUAAGAUGGGGGACCUCGCACUUAUCCUCAGCGAGUUCUAG
This is a messenger RNA of Megalopta genalis, 1617 nucleotides long. The record is from RefSeq and is a predicted model, not a curated record. NCBI's taxonomy places the organism in Eukaryota, Metazoa, Arthropoda, Insecta, Hymenoptera, Halictidae.